GGAAGCUCGGCCAUCUCCUCGUACACCCAGGCUCCACCAGGGUCAGUCCACACUCAAUUUUGGAUGUUUCUUGUCCUGUCUUGUCAACCAGUUGGCUCGUUUUGUCUUGUCAUGUGACCAUGUGAGACUUAAAAAAAAGCCGAAUAUGCUCCUUCUGAAGCCGGUGCCAUUUUGAAGCCCCCGUUGGCGGUCGCAAACCAGCAUCGGCUAGCUCCGUGCUAGCUAGCUAGCCAGCUAGCUAAUCUCUCCAAGUGCUACCUUUGACCGCUCACGCUGUUUUCAUCUGCUGGCGUCUGUGGCUGUCGGGAUCCGAUGUUGCCACGGGAAGAAAAGCGAGCCUGCUCUUUGUGAAUGAGUGUUGCACAGGAGACAGACGUCAACGCAGACAAGAGGAGAGACUCUGAAGUCCGCAUUAUUCUUGUGUAACAGAUUGCAACAGAGCUUCACGGCUCGACGGUUGCCAUGUCGACCUCAUCGCUACGGCGACAAGUGAAGAACAUCGUCCACAACUAUUCGGAAGCUGAAAUCAAGGUUCGAGAAGCAACGUCCAAUGACCCGUGGGGCCCCAGCAGCUCGCUGAUGUCAGAGAUCGCCGACCUCACCUACAAUGUUGUGGCCUUCUCAGAAAUCAUGAGCAUGGUGUGGAAGCGCCUCAACGACCACGGCAAGAACUGGAGACACGUGUACAAGGCCAUGACCCUGAUGGAGUAUCUGAUCAAGACCGGUUCAGAACGUGUCGCCCAGCAGUGUCGAGAGAACAUUUAUGCGGUCCAGACCCUCAAGGACUUCCAGUACAUAGACAGAGACGGCAAAGACCAGGGUGUGAACGUGCGAGAGAAAGCCAAACAGCUGGUGACCCUGUUGAAAGACGAAGAGAGACUACGCGAAGAGAGGAUCCACGCCCUCAAAACCAAAGAGAAGAUGGCACAGACAUCCAGUGCUUCUUCGGCGCCCUCAGCACCCAACCUGGGGGGAAACCUGUCACUGGCCUCUCACUCCGGAGGGGCCGACCCCGAGCAGGCGUGGCCGCAGAGCUCCGGGGAGGAGGACCUGCAGCUCCAGUUGGCUUUGGCCAUGAGUAAAGAAGAAGCGGAGCAGACGAGCGUGGACCCUCUGGAGGACGCAGAGCUGUGCUAUGCAAUCACACUCAGCAAAGAGAUGCUCCAAAAGGAGGAGCGACUACGCAGAGGCGAUGACUUGCGGCUGCAGAUGGCCAUCGAGGAGAGCAAGAGGGAGAAGGCCAAGCCGGAGGAGAGCGCUCUCAUGGAGCUGAGUGCAGUGGACCCCUGGGGGGCCCCUGCCACUGCCGCCGCCGGCAUCCCCGCUGUGGGCUCUGCCGGCCCCUCCCCGCCGCCGAGCCUCGCCAUCGCAGCGUCAGGCCCGUGGAGCGCAACUGCCACGGAUCCAUGGGGAGUCGCCUCACCGACCUCCCCUACCAGCUCCGACCCCUGGGGCGGAGGGCAGCCGCCGCCGCCCACUGUAGCCCCGCCUCCUGACCCCUGGGGGGAGACGGCCAACAGAGUUAACAACGUGGACCCCUGGGGAACCUCAGCUGUGACACCCCCCAGUGUCGACCCCUGGGGCCCCACGGUGCCACACAGCACCUCCUCCUCAGGGGUGCCAGUAGACCCCUGGGCAAAGGAUGGUGCUGUCCCUGCCUCUGAGCCACUCACCUCUGACCUCUGGAGUGGCACCAGCAAACACACAAACGGCACAGGAGAUGCGGAGCGGCGAGAGUCGUCAGCGACUGGCUGCAACAGCACCAGCUCCCCCGUGCCCUUUGACCUCUCCUCCCUGGGCUCCUCCCUACCAGUUCGCAAGACACCAGAGUCCUUCCUCGGACCCAACGCGGCUCUGGUGGAUCUGGACUCGCUGGUGUCGUCCAAGCCGAAACCCAAACAGCCGCCGCCUCCUUCCAUCUCGUCAUCGGCAGCGCACAACCCCUUCCUGCAGAACACAGGUUCGUCCCCUGCCCCCGGCAUGGCUGUGACCCCAGGCAGUACCAUCUCCAGCCGCGGCGUUUCCCCGACGCCGGCCUCCUCCAACCCUUUCAGCGUGGCGCCCGCCAUGGCCUCCAUUUCACCUCAGCCCUCGUCGCUCGGCCUGAGCGGCCUUCGCACCAGCCCCGUGCCCCCCAAUCCCAUGCUGGGCAUGGUGCCGCCCGGGAUGGGCCUCGGCCCCAUGGGCACGCCGGGUUUGGGACUGGGCAUGAUGCAGGCCAGCCCCAUGGGGAUGAGCUACAGCGGGCUCUCCCCCAUGGCGCCGCCCGGAUCAACUAUGCUGGGGCCCGCAGGGGCGGCGCCCCCUCAGCUGAUUCUGGGCACAGGAGGGAUGAUGGGUGCGGGAGGACCCGUGGGAGGUGCGGGAACGACGACGACGGCGGGAGCGAGCACCAAUCCUUUUCUUCUUUGAGGGCGUGUCACCACUCACCUGUCAUACGUACCUGCUGCUCCCUUUUAAACACACAGCUUUACUUCACCUUGUCCAAACGCAUUUCAACCCCCCCCCCC
Doryrhamphus excisus (bluestripe pipefish) is the source of this 2510-nucleotide messenger RNA. RefSeq names its product epsin 1a (gene epn1a). Gene Ontology annotation, molecular function: clathrin binding; phospholipid binding. Gene Ontology annotation, biological process: endocytosis. Gene Ontology annotation, cellular component: endosome; plasma membrane; clathrin vesicle coat. NCBI's taxonomy places the organism in Eukaryota, Metazoa, Chordata, Actinopteri, Syngnathiformes, Syngnathidae. The record is from RefSeq and is a predicted model, not a curated record.